AUGUACUAUUUGCCUGUUUACUACGAAACCAUCAAGGGAUUCAGCAGUCUCGAAAGUGGACUUGCUGUAUUGCCCGAAACGUUGUCAUUAGUCCCUGCAUCUAUUCUGAUCGGAUAUCUGGUAAGCUGGACUGGUAGUUACCGAUGGGCAACAUGGCUAGGCUGGGUGAUCUCAGCCCUUGGUUCAGCACUCCUGUACCUUCUCGAAUCAAUCACUUCGAAGGGUGUCUGGAUUUCUUUGAACCUCCCGAUUGGAGUGGGAAUGGGCCUACUGUUUGGAGCAAUGGGCUUUGCAGUCCAGGCAGCGGUAGACGUUGAGAUUGUCCCAUUGGCCGUGACCCUUUAUUCUUUUUGUCGUGCAUUUGGUGCCGCUCUCGGAAUCUCAAUCGGUACUGCAAUUUUCACCAAUGCAGUUGGGGGUCAAAAUUUGAGGUCCCGUAGCUUGGAAUAUAAUGGAGCUGCCUUUGUCAAGAACUCAUCCUACCAAAGGGGUCUUGGGGAAGACUCUUCCCCAAAUAAGAUUUCAACAUUGGCCAAUUCAGAGAUGACUGCUUUGCGACAUGUUUGGAUUUUCUGUGCAGUAUCCUGUGCUGUCGCACUGGUCGGAAGCUUUGGAAUUGAAUCCAUUUCUCUAGACCAACCGCUCGCCAAGAAGAAUGAUCAUCACCAUACGCCGUGUGAUCACCCUGAAGCCAUUGAACGAUUUAUGGAAGGGCUUGAGAGUGACCUGAGUAUGACCAAUUAG
Molecule: messenger RNA, 744 nt
Organism: Penicillium angulare
Lineage: Eukaryota; Fungi; Ascomycota; Eurotiomycetes; Eurotiales; Aspergillaceae
Exons: 3
Coding region: 1-744 (247 amino acids)
Biological process (GO): transmembrane transport
Molecular function (GO): transmembrane transporter activity
Source: RefSeq, a predicted model, not a curated record